Girardinichthys multiradiatus is the source of this 644-nucleotide messenger RNA. Its product is annotated as cytochrome c oxidase subunit NDUFA4-like. The record is from RefSeq and is a predicted model, not a curated record. The coding region runs from base 169 to 423 and encodes 84 amino acids. Lineage: Eukaryota; Metazoa; Chordata; Actinopteri; Cyprinodontiformes; Goodeidae. The transcript has 4 exons.
CAACGCUGGUGCUUGGCGUAUGCGGCAGGGAUUGGCUGACAGCAGCAGGGUGUCCAGCUCUGCAGCGUGCUUUCAGGCCUGCAGAAAAAAGAUCCGCAGCCGCGCUGUGCGUGUUGUCCGCAGUUUUUCAAAACCUCAUAAAGUGUUUUUGGGAGAAGACCCUCCACCAUGUCCAUGUUCUCGGUCGUCGCGAAGCAAAUCAAGACCCACCCAUCUCUGAUCCCCCUCUUCAUCUUCAUCGGUGGUGGAGCAACGAUGAGCAUGUUGUACUUGGCCAGACUGGCUGUGAAGAAUCCUGACGUUUCGUGGGAUCGCAAAAACAACCCAGAGCCCUGGAACAAGCUGGAGUACAAUCAGCAGUACAAAUUUUUCAAAGUGAACAUGGAUUACUCCAAACUGAAGAAGGACCGGCCAGAUUUCUAAGUCGGAGUCAUCACAGCCAUGUGUGGAGCUUAUGCACUUUCUUGCCAAACGCAGACACCUGUAAUGUUGGUCAUUUAACAUUAAUGAGUAGGAAAGGGGAAAGGGAUCAUAAACCUAUAGAAGUUUGAAUAAAAACAGGCUACCACUUGUUUCCUAUUGAUGAAUUCAGUUUUUUUUUUUUGCUCUGAUGUGUUGUAUAUUAUUAAAACAGUCAAAAUUCU